Fusarium verticillioides 7600 is the source of this 1516-nucleotide messenger RNA. RefSeq lists its product as hypothetical. The record is from RefSeq and is a predicted model, not a curated record. Lineage: Eukaryota; Fungi; Ascomycota; Sordariomycetes; Hypocreales; Nectriaceae. The coding region runs from base 338 to 1516 and encodes 392 amino acids. The transcript is spliced from 4 exons.
UCGGUGCCUCCACGUUGUAUCGCUGCCCUAUUGUUGAGAUUCUGCCUUUGCGCCGGCCCAGGCAUUGGCGAUAUCAGGACCUCGACAGCCAAGAGCCUGCCGAGCCGCCAUUCCUCUGUCAACAUAGGCUUCCACACAGCAAACCUGACCCGUUCGUUGCCCAAACAAGUUCAAUCAAGCCAAAGUGUGUCAACGGCUUUGGGGCUGGUCACUGGGAUCUUCAAAGAAAGCGGCAGCAAGAGAGACCACUCGCACCUCCUGCGCCGUUGUGACCGUGUCAUGACAUGUCCCCACCGCUCGGUCAGUCAGAUCGCCCUCGACUGCUACCAGCGACAGCAUGUCGUCCUCGGGCUCGUCCUUUACUUCCUCGUCGCUCGGUCGCCCUCCAACAUACGGACGAACAUACGUCAGUCCGGUUGAUUCAACCUGGACUCCCACCUCCGGCAUAUCAACCAUUUCUGCCCCGACCACCGAGGGGUCGGGAACUGGCACCUCGGUACUCGAUCUGGGACCCCCGGGUUUCCAGGCAACAAUAAUCCUUUUUCAAGAUACUCCCGACGAACGAGUCGUUUACUUGGGGCCUUGGGAAGUGGUGGGUUCUGAGCAACGCCGUGUUCUGUGGCAGGGUAGCUACCAGAACGAACUGCUCGAACACUUCUUGCCCUCCGACACACCCUCCGAUAUAUAUCCUCAUACCCUCCACUCGCGCCAUCGGCCGUACUAUGACCCUUCGGACAUGGAGAGAUAUCUCACGUUUCAGGAACCUCACCGGAUUCGAUACACAACGGAUGAGGGUGUUUGUAUACAUGACCAGUACGUCACGAUCAGAUAUGAGUUCACAACAGUCGAGAGCUCUAUUCAGUUUCAGGGAGAUUUGCGCAGAAAGGACCUAGUUGAUUUCUAUGACGUCGACGUCGUCUGGACAAACGUCCAUGGUCGCACAGAUGGCUUCGGCAAGGUGAAGGGGAUCGGUGCGAUUCAGAGACUCAAGCUGUGGAGGGAUCGAUAUACGACUUUCCACUCCCUCAGCGUGUGUGCGAAUAAGACGGAUGGGCAAUACCGAGAGUAUGAUAUUCACUCGUUCGACGGGGAACUGCGCGGGCGGGACGACCGCGCAAAACAGCUUCGACUCAAUGCGACUGGCAGGCGGCAUACUUCGGGCGACGACCAGCAGCACUCACACCGACGCUUUUCACUGCCGCAUCGUAUGCGAUCUCGGACCAGAACGAAUGAUUCCUCCGAGCCAAGAUCAUUACAGCAGCCGACUCUCGACAUACGAUAUCUGGCCAUCCAGUUUACUGAGCGUCAAGCAUACCGACGAUUCAUCGAGACAUGGCUUUAUUGCCACAGUUUGGACCGCGAAUUCAACGGCAUCCCAUUUCCUCCAAACCAUUUCGAACUGCCCUCGCCGCAGAUUCUGCCGGGACAUUCUCCCGAUCUACCAGUGUCAGGAUGGCCGAACCACAUGCUCGAAUCGGUGCCAGAGCCCUCGGAAGCGGCCGAAGCUACGCCCUGA